This is a messenger RNA of Xyrichtys novacula (pearly razorfish), 8472 nucleotides long. NCBI's taxonomy places the organism in Eukaryota, Metazoa, Chordata, Actinopteri, Labriformes, Labridae. The record is from the annotation of a GenBank genome assembly.
AUGAUACUGAGACAGCAUGACCUGGACAGUCUAAGCCGGGCAGAGCUGAGUACACUUCUGCUGCAGAACGACCACAUGCUCCUGCCCUCUGUGAGUUUGACCACAUGUGAAUCAUCGUUCAUUCAUGUUUGUUUUGUCUCUUUUGCUGUAAGAUUGUCACUAUUCUAUCUUUUUUUAUCCCGAUAUUCUAUACCAGAUAUGUCAUGAUUACAAUAAUGGACCUGGUGUGUAUGGCAAAUGUCUGAACGGUGAUGAUUGCAAGAGGCUGCAUAUCUGUGAGAGGUACCUGAUUCGAGACUGCAACUGCCCCAAGACUCAUAGUUUCAAUUCGCCACAGCCAACGAUGAUCCUGCUGAAUAACAACAUCCCUGACAGCCUGUUUCCCAGCUUGAAGUCUGCUUAUGCAAACAAAGCGGCUUUGAGGUUCGCUGACAGGGGGGGCAACAAGAGCAACCGUCAACAGCCGCAACUGAACUCUUCAGUAGGUGAUUGCUCUGUGGAUGCAGACAACACUGAUUCCUGCUCCGUGGACGGUUUACCACAGAAGGAGUGGCACAGAGGGAGGGGAAGGGGAGGUUUUCGGGGCAAUAGAGGUAAUAGAGGCACGAGGGGCAACAGGGGCAACAGGGGGAACCAGGGCAAUCGUCAGCAGCCGCAGAGAGCCCCUUCGAGAGGUGAAGAUGACAUCGAUGUUUCAGACCUGUACUGUGAUGGUGGACUAGAUGGGUGCAACAUCGAUGCAGAACAAAGAGAAAAUCUUAGAGGGAGAGGUGGCAACCGAGGCAACAGGGGCAACCGCCGGGGGCUGCAACAAGCCCGUUCCACAAGCGACAUCUUUGCUGCAUGUAACGCUGAUGCAGACAGUGAUGAUGGACCAAACAGAAGACAAGUGCAAAGACCUGUCAGGGGUAGGUGACACCAGAUUAUACUUUGAUUUAAAGUGUUUUCUGAAUAUGCCAUUUGAAAUGUUUCUUCUCCCUUUUUGUCUUUCCUUUAGAUAAAACUGAAAUAUGCAUGUACUUCAUUAAAGGAUUCUGCAAACAUGGUGAUGGUAGGUAGUCAGUAGAAGAUUGUAACCAUAGGGAACCGAAGUCAUGCUAACUUCCGGGUUAGCAUACGGUCCUAUGGAGCCCAUCAAAAUGAAUGGACAGAUAUAUAUAACUACUGGUCUGCUUUGGUAUAGGGAACCGAAGCCCCUACACAUUUCACAUAUAAUGUUUAUCAUGUUUAAAUUUACAUUUUAACCUCGAAAAAGCUGUGAUUUUAGACAUGUUGCUAUAACUACAGUUUAAUUUAGAGUGAGACCACGGAAUGAACUACACCGCUCGUCGCACUAUUUUUGCGUCACUGUCUAAGCUUUGACAGACGACGAUGGCGGUGACUUUGGCAAGUUUCACGUACUUCUUCCAGGAUGAAGGAAAGAGUAUUAAACGUGGUGAAAACACACAGGCAUUUUGGCAAUGAUAACGAGUUGACAGGAGUUGUCAGCUAGCUAGAAGUAGAAAUACUGACGUGACGUCAUUUACGCGACUUCUUGAGGUUUAAAGUGUUUUCUGAAUAUGCCAUUUGAAAUGUUUCUUCUCCCUUUUUGUCUUUCCUUUAGAUAAAACUGAAAUAUGCAUGUACUUCAUUAAAGGAUUCUGCAAACAUGGUGAUGGUAGGUAGUCAGUGAUAGAUUGUAACCAAUUCAGGCCUAAUGAAAUGGACUUUUGAACUGUGUUUUUAGGGGAUGACAAUCUUAUUCAAUCACCAAUUUGUUCUCAGAGCGUUGUUAUAAAGCUCAUGACAAGAUGCCAUACAGAUGGGAGGUCAACCAGGAGGACAAAUGGACCGCCAUGCCGAAUAAUGAGGCGAUUGAGGAGGACUACUGUGACCCUAAAAACACAUACAGGUACAGAAGGGUAAUCAGGUAAUAAAUCAGGGGAUUGAAAUUUAAAAUUAGAAAAAAGUAUAAACACGGUCUCGGGUUCUUUUCCUGGCCAGUGCACCCAAUUAUAUUAGAAAAAUAUGACUGACAAGAGGCAGACACCAGAGUUCAGGAUAUGUAAUGAAAGUACAUUUAACUCUUGCAAGAAUGGAGGACAAACAAUGCAUCAAGCAGAUACACAGAAGUGGUCCUUGAUUGUGGGGCUUCAGAGUCUUUUAUCUCGGCUUCUCGGAUCUUCGUCAUUAAAACCCAAAUAUACUCAGCAGACAAUUUAAACACGUAACACUUGCCCUUGUUUUGGGCCCUGCUGUUUGUCUUAAGUCUAAACAUAACAGUGACCUUAGCCUUCACAUUAUUGGAUAGCAUUUUUCCAUCAGGUACUCUUACUUUCUCAACAUUCAGAGGGAUUGUGCAUCAUUUUUAGAGUGUGGAAUUAUUAUUUCCGUUUUAUUCACUUCAGUCAAAAGUCCCAGUACUCUUAUUAAUUCUGUAGGAGAAGGAUAUACCGAUGAAAUGUUUACAUGUUGAAAAGAUGAAAUUAAAUGAACCAAAUUUCUUUUUUUCCUGUCUCCUGUAGUAGCAGCACUCCAUACGUGCACUUUGACACCAUGACCCAAGGUCAGAACAAAGUGCGGCGACUCUCCACCGUGAACUCUUUGCUUCAGCCCGAUUUCAUACACACCACCGAGUGGCUCUGGUACUGGGAGGAUGAAUUCGGGAAGUGGAACAUGUACGCUUCAGCUGUGAGUAGCUACAGCUGGAGACAUUUAUGCACAAGUUAAUCUAAAAUCCACUAAAUGUUGUCAGCGCAAAGUUAAAAAAAUACAGCAUUUCACAUGGAAGUUAAAAGCUGCUCUUGUGGAUAUUUAUAUUAGAACAAGUUAUGCUGAAAAUAGGAUUUUUAUUCAUUGAGUGUCUCAAGAUUAAUGUGAUAGAAACAGGAAUAUUAAGUGGUUUGUCGCAGUCAGAGUAAUAGUGGCCUAUGGGGACAAAAAGCUGCCAUGACGUAUAAUAAAUAUGAUCCUAUAUAUGAAGAAACAGCUUUUUUUUUUGCUCAUUUUCUGUUCUGCAUGAUAAAUUCACAAAAUGAUACAUAUGCCAGUGAAAAGUCAGAAGGAUGAGAUUUUCUGUCAGAAGACAUUACUUGUGUCCACAGGGGGCGCCAAAAUUGGCACGAAUCAAAGUUCCUCACAGGAGCUUUAAUAUUUAUUCACAAGGAAGAAUAGUUUGAAGAGCUUAAGAGCUUUGAAGGUCACCAAAUUUGAUCCAAAAUACUGUCAGGGAAACUUAUUUAGAUCUCACUUACAUGAUGCUAAAUACUCUUAGACUGCACCCAGAUCUGUGAUGCUGUUGUUACAGUCAGGUUUUUUUAAAGAUAGGUUGAAUUUGAUCAAAGUUCGGGCUCAUUGUUCUCCGAUAAGAGCAUCAAAUCUUCAGUGUUUUGUGUUUGUUAUCUGAUUCUAUUUAGAGUAAAGUGGGAGUUUGCAAACACCAAAAAAAGAUCACGGCAGCAGAAAACAGUUUUCACUGAAGAUAUGCACUGUGACAAGCUGCCUCAGCAAGCUAAGCUAGUAGAGCUGAUUUGGGCCAAAAAUGGUCACUUUACCUUUACUUCAGUGACAUUAAGUUCGUGUGAAAAAGUCUGAACGCUGCUGGAGUGCAAUAUUUACUACAACACAGUUCUGUAAACUCAUCCUAAAAAUAUCAGGACAUGAUGUUAAAGAAAUAAGAUACGAGCUCUGCCAUUGUGUGGAAUUUGCAGCGUGAUGUUAGCUGUACUUUGUUAUGUAAGUCACACUGGGUGGAGUCUACUCGGACUCUGAUAGCUGCCAGGGGAGUGUCAGCUCCAACCUUUUAAAGGGGAAGAAAUAAAAAAAUCACACCAGGAUUGAACUUUUCCCUUCCUCCUCCACGUCUGACCUUUUUAAACCUGCACCAACCUGACCACAAACUCUGUUUAUAUAACUCUGCACUUCACGUAUUCAGCUCUAUGAUUGUAGCUGACAAGUCCUCACCCUGCUAUCCUGUUGUCCUCCGGCUGAUACUCACGGACAUCAUUUUAAGCUUUAAUCUUAUUCUCUAUGACCCCCACACUCCAAACAGAAAAAGCAGAGCUGUGUACAGAGGCAGCGUUUUUGAGGAAGGAGAUGAGACGCGGAGGAGAUUGUUGCUAGAUUGCAUAAAUUUGAAUUUGUUAUCCUCAUGUUGCACUUGUGAUUCAAGAAAUUAAGUCUUUAAGACGUCUUUUGAGUCCACCCCCCAGCGUAAAACUCCAAUAGCAGAAUCCAGAAUUUCAAAUAAGCAUGUAAACGUUUUUUUAUUGUUUUCAAUGAGAAAGUAAAAAAUCUACCAGAAGUGUUACAACACUUGAUGUUUCAGUGGCUGUUUGAGGCUGUGACAUAUUUAGCAAGUGAAAAAUAAUCUCCUUCUGUCCUUUGUUGCAGUCUGGUGGACACAAACCAUCAGACAUGGACAGCUCCAAACUGGAACAGAAGUUUCUAGAAAACGACCAAGCUGUGGUGGAGUUCACUGCCGGUGCUCAGUCAUAUUCUCUCAGUUUCCAAGGUAAACAAAGACGUCUGAAAUAAUUGAUAUUUUUGUUAAACUGUGAUGAUAAAUACGUCUCUGUUUCCACACAGAUAUGAUACAAACAAACAAGCGGUACAGCACCAAGAGGCUGGUGAGGAGACGGCCCCGCUUUGUGUGUGCAGCUGAUGUCCUAGCAAAGAAAGUGAGGUGAGACCCCUACACACACACACAGGCGCGCACACACACACUGUUUGAUGAGAAGUCAGGUUUGAGCUUCAAUAUUAAUUAACAUUUUAUAAAACAAACAAAAAUAUAACUCAAUCUGCUUCCCGACCACAGAAGGCCUCUGGGCCAGUCCAGUUUCACCGCACUACCGGACCACUGGGACAAGACCAAGGUCCCACAAACUGGAUUCACGGUACGGUGAACGCUGCAAUGUGACCCAAUAAUGUUUCUUUUGUUGUUUCAUAGGAGUACUUUUUCAGGAUUUUACAGCUUCUUUAAAGCUAUGACCAAAGGUAACAUUUCUUUCAUACUGAACUUGCUAUCAAAAAAUGAAGCUUUUGGACCUUUUUUUGGAAUCUUACAACUUGGAGCGACUUGAGCCGAAGAAAAAAAGGUUUCAUUUCGGUGCUGUUUUUAUGUAUGAAAACUGUCUCGCCCAAGUUCUUCCAGAUCUGUGUUUGUUCCAUUCACUGCUAAAACCUCUGAGCUGCCAACUCCAGGCCUGGCUCCCCUCGCCGUUACCCCACAGUGGGAGUAGGCGCAUUGACCAAAAUGAAAACAUACCUGCUCUGCUGCUGUAGUGACGCAAACACAGAUCUGGAAUUUAGGGGUCUGGAUUUGGGCAUCUUUUUAAACUUCAACCUAAAGCUCCUGUGAGGAACUUUUGAUUUGCAUCAAUGUUGGCGCACCUGUGGAAAAAGUAGUCUCUACUUAUCUUAUCCUGUAAUGCUUACACAAUAUCUCCUGACAGAGAAACUCAUCCAGCUGACUUUUGAUGGUCACAUAUUUUACAUUUUACAGUAACAGCUUUUUUUAAAGCUGCUUUCCAAAAAAAGUCCCUCUUACACUGGUUUCAUGCAUCAUAUAUAAUGCAAACAUUGUCAAUUAUAUGGCUGAUGGUAUUGUGUGCUUUUGGAUAUCACAGGUAAGCACCAAUAUCAAUUUAAAAUAUUUCACUAAUGCCAAAAAAGUCCUCAUAGGAGCUUUAAGACCUUCCUUACUCAUGUGUCUGUUAAUAUGGCGUCAUUUCCUCCAAACUUGGACUGAAUUAUUAUUUCUAUGAUCAUUUUUUUGUAGCCUUGUUUCAUUUAAAUUCACUUUUUUCUGGGAUCAAACUGUUUUCUGAAUGUUCAUUGAUUUUUAUUCCUGUUACAUACUUGAUUGAUUUCACUGUAUUGAUUAUCUCUAAAGCAUUUAUAACACCAUCAUCUUUCUUUUAGUCUUUUAUUAUUGUUUUAUUCUCCUAUGAUUGUUUCAGGCUUUUGUCUGUCUUUUCUUUUCUGAAGCACUGUGAGUUUAUAUGUAUGAACGGUGGAAAGGUGCUGAAUAAAUAAAGAAAAGACUUGUUAACAUUUGACACAAGUUUUCACAUUUUUAAAACACUCAUUUAUGUCCUUCAGUCAGUUGACUUCUUCUCACACUGGGUGCUGGUGUAUGCUGUGAGCUUGGGUGUUUAAGACCUUUAGUGCUUAACUUUCACUUUGCACACCUUUACAUGGAAUACGUCAUGUCAAAGGCCUUUAAAACAAUGACAUUGUAGUAUUCAAAGUGCACCCAAACUCUAGUUUUGGAUAAAAGCAGCACUGUCUUUCUUUGUUUGUUGUUUUCUUGCUGCUGUGAGGAGUGUGACUGGUUGGCUGGAACUGAUACACCCCUGCUGCAGCUGUUCCCUAGAGAAGCUGUUUGGCGAGAAACGAUACCAGCAGCUGGUCUGUCGUGUGAAAACCAGCUGCUGGUGAAACAAAAGAAUUCAAAUGAUUUUUUUUUUUUUUUAGUUUUCAAAUUGAUUCAGACUAAAAUGAACAAUACACAACAGCAGCACGAAAUGUUUGUUCCCUUAAAUGAUUUUUUGCAAAAGUCAAAUAUAAAGUGGAUUCAUUUCAGCUGUUAAAAAAACCCUUUUCUCUCCACUUUAUAUAUUUUUCAGAAAGUCUCCCUACUGCGCACCUCGGCUGAAUUUAAGGAGAUUGAAGCUCUUUUCUGUCAGACUAUGAGAGGCUAUGAUGUCGUCAAAAUUGAGAGAAUUCAGAACAAAGCUCUGUGGGAAGUCUUUCAGUGGUAUGUAUGUAAAUAACCACAGACUGUGUAAAACAUGGAUGAAGCGUCUUUGAUAGUGACACCAGUUUUUUAGUCAGACUCAGCCAAGAUUUGGUUGACCCACCAUGAGGCAAAAUGGCGGAGUUGAGCCAAUGUUUUCUGCUAGUUUCACUUCUUUGCAAAGUUUUGAAGUCCAAUUUGACCCCCCUCUUUAAAAAUAUUUCUCUAUUUAUUUUUAAAUGAAGGCAGAAAAACCAGAUGACGAACAACAACAAGGGGCGAAAUGUGUCAGAAAAAAAGCUCUUUCAUGGCACAGACUCCAAAUUUGUCGACGUCAUCAGCCACACCAACUUUGACUGGAGAAUCUGUGGGACCCAUGGAACUGCGUAUGGCAAAGGUAAGUUGGAGAAAAUCCAAGGACGAGGUCACACAGCAUUGAAGUCUUUACAUUUUUUCAAACAUUCAUAUAUUAAUACAGCUUGAUGUUAAUUGAUAUUUUCUCUUUUUUUGUUUUACUUUUGGUGCUUUAAAAUUUCUUGUGAUUCUUUUUAAAAAAAAAAAGCUCAACACCAGAAAGUGCAGCAAAGUCAGUAAAAGUAGUGACUGCACCAAAAAAAGAUAAUUGCACCAAAGUUGCUGACUAGUUCCUGCUAUUGUACCAUUCAGUUAUUGCUCCAAAACUAGUUAUUGAGGCAAAACUACCAAGUGCGUAAAAACAGAAACUGCACCAAAAAAAGAGUGAGCAAUGAAAGCAGAAAAUGCCCCAAAACAAAAUUAUCACACCAAGCCCAGUUAUCGAAACCAGAUACUGAGCCAAGACUGCCUGGUGCAUCUGCACCAAAAUUAGUCACUGUAACAAAAACAAAUAAUUGCACUAUUGCGCUAACUCAGUCAUUGCACCAAAACUUGAUUAUGCAGCAAAAGUAGCAUCCACACUAAAACCCUCUUAUCCACUACACUCCAUAAUCGCACCAAAACCAGUUACUUUGCCAAAACUUCACCAAAUUCGGAUCAUUGCACCAAAGUCAGUUUUUCUGACAAGUUAAGUCUCCACAUUGAAUCAGUUCUCUGGUGCUUGAACGCCAAUCAUUUCUUUCUUUAGGUGACUGCUAACUAUUUGAUGAUAUAUUCGUGUUGGAAACAGUGAGUUUAUUUUGUGCUCAAACACAGGUAGCUACUUUGCACGGGAUGCCAAAUACUCCCACAACUACACAGGUGACUCUGACGUGAGGUCCAUGUUUGUGGCUCGGGUGCUGGUAGGAGAUUACACCAGAGGAUCUUCUGACUACCGCAGACCACCUUCCAAAGAUGGCGGAGAUAUAAACUUCUAUGACAGCUGCGUUGACGACAUCCUAACCCCCUCCAUCUUUGUCGUGUUUGAGAAGCACCAGAUCUACCCAGAGUACCUGCUGCAGUACAAGACCACACACCCGCUCGUCUCAGUGUAUGGUGCCUCGUCAAGUCAAGCAGCAAAUCCAGUUGUCGCACCAAGACCUGUAAUCGCGCCGCAACCAGUUGUCGCACCAAGACCUGUAAUCGCGCCGCAACCAGUCGUCGCACCAAAACCAGUUGCUGCACCUAGAGUGACUCCAAGUUUUUCAGCUUACCAGCACAGCAGUUCAUCAGCUCAGGCCUACACAUCAUCCUACCAACCCAGCACACCUACUUACGGAUAUCAGACCAGGAUGACUUCAGCUUCUUCCUCACCAACCCCAGCGAGCAAGAAACAAUCUGACUCCUGUGUCAUCGCAUAG